Messenger RNA from Betta splendens (Siamese fighting fish), 2106 nucleotides. RefSeq names its product von Willebrand factor C domain containing 2 (gene vwc2). Gene Ontology annotation, biological process: negative regulation of BMP signaling pathway. The record is from RefSeq and is a predicted model, not a curated record. Gene Ontology annotation, cellular component: AMPA glutamate receptor complex. Lineage: Eukaryota; Metazoa; Chordata; Actinopteri; Anabantiformes; Osphronemidae. Gene Ontology annotation, molecular function: protein binding. The transcript is spliced from 5 exons. Bases 538 to 1470 code for a protein of 310 amino acids.
UCACAGUGAGAAGCGAAGUGCCAGCACAGAGCAGGGACAUCAGUAGCUGCGCGGCACGGAGCGCACUCUCACUCGCUGCGCCGAUUGAAGUUGAGCGCGACGCGCUGAUGACCUGCGAUCGUCCUCCGGGGGAGAGCUGUGCAUCUGACCGGCUUAACGAGCGUCAGCUCCCAUCUCCUCACCACUGAUCAUUUGUUGCUGCCUUGGCUCCGCGGUCCGACUCUCCGAAGGCUGCGUUUGGACCCGGCGCGCUGACGGAUACAGACGGACUCCGAGGACCACAGCGGGAAAAGUAUAGCUAUGUCUGCAGCCGCUAUUUCUUAAGAUCCUGCGGUGCCAUAGCCGGUCUGUGUCCAUUUGACAUCCAGCCUAAGGGGCCACCCUGAGCCGAGUCUGAUGGAGAGCACAGCAGCAGCUCUGUCUGUGUGACAGCUCGUAACAGCUGUUAAGGUGGAGAGAUGGACUGGCUCACACCUGAGAUGUGAAGCGUGUUAUGCGAGCCAAGGUGUUUUCCCACCUUGCUGAUGGUGGGGAGAGAUGUUGCACUCCGUUGCCAUGACGGCUGAAGUUUUCUUUGUUCUUGGCUUCCUGAUGAGCCGCGCUCAGUGCAAUCCCAUCGCGACCCUGCCGCUGAGCCGCGAGCGUCUGGAGAGGGUGUUGGCCCAGGCCAAGGAGGACCAACACCCGGAGAAGCAGGCCCUCGAGGAGCCGCGGGGCUACGGCGCCAAGCCGCAACCGGGGGAAACCAAUGCUUUGGGCGCCAACCGGACCGCUGUGAGCCGCGGCGGGCCGAGCAUCAACUCCCAGACGCGGGGAUCUAAGGGCGCGAAGGCCCCGGAGCUUUGGAGCGAGCAGGACAGCGCCAACCGGAUAGACGAGGGCCCCACCAGCGACGUCGCCCUCUCCCUGGACGCCAUCGACGAGUACGCCUACCCGGACUACCGGGGCAAGGGCUGCAUGGACGAGAGCGGCUUCGUGUUCGCCAUCGGCGACCAGUUCACCCCGGGCCCCUCCACCUGCCCCUGCCUCUGCACCGACGAGGGCCCCCUGUGCUCCAAGCCCGACUGUCCCAAGGUGCACCCGCGCUGCAUCAAGGUGGACACCAGCCAGUGCUGCCCCCAGUGCAAGGAGAAGAAGAACUACUGCGAGUUCCGCGGCAAGGCCUACGCCUCGCUGGAGGAGUUCAAGGUGUCUCCGUGUGAGAAGUGCCGGUGUGAGCCAAGCGGCGAGGUGUUGUGUUCGGUGGCAGCCUGCCCACAGACCGAGUGCGUGGACCCGGAGUACGAGCCGGAUCAGUGCUGCCCCAUCUGCAAGAGCGGGCCCAACUGCUACGCGGACACGUCGGUGAUCCCGGCGGGUCGAGAGGUCAAGAUCGACGAGUGCACGAUCUGCUACUGCACCUACGAGGAGGGCACGUGGCAGAUCGAGCGCCAGGCCACCUGCAGCAAGAACGAGUGCCAGCGGACCUAGAGACGAGCACGGGGGGCGGGGCUUACUGGCGCGCGCCACCACCGGCCGGUCCGCGCGGGAACCCUUCGGACGUCAGGGUUGGACGGCAGCCUCCAGCAUUUCAGCAUUUCUACAGUAGUUACUCCUGGAUUAUUAAAAAAAGGCUUUUAUGGAAGUUUAUAAUCCUCACACAGAAUAUCUAUUUAUCUAUGUAUUAAAAUUAUUUAUGAAUAUAUACAAAUAUAGAGGUGAUAAAUGCUGAACUAGUGACUAUUUUUUAUAGCCUCUGUAUUUUAAUAAGUAAUGUAUUGGACCUGCGGUCAAUUCAUCAACAGAAUGUAUAGAACACACGCAGCGGUCUUUGGAGGCGGCGCGUGGAGUCGCCUGACAGACCCUGACACCAGACCCUCUACCACCAAAGUGCAGACACCGUACGCGUGAGAUAUUCCGUUUGAUGGCUGAGGAUGCGCCGAUGCGACGGUCAAGUGCGGAUCAAAAACCGACACGAGACGGAGGAAGACUCAAGAGUACUUGACUGUUCCCUGCUUUCUUUUUUUGUCGGAUGUUCAAAUGUGUUUUGAUUUCAAAGUGCUUUUUUUGUAUUUUUCUCGGUACCGUGUUCAUGUUUGAAAUAAAUGCCAAUCUGUGCUCUGCCAA